AUAUCUUCAUGAUUUUGGCAACAUUUUUUCACGGAUUUGUCCAAAAAUUGGUAUUUGUAGGUCAUAAUAGGUUCUAGCUCCGGUGGCGAAACAUUGUAUGUAUAAGUCAACGUUUUUGUAUGGCCCUAAUAUAACGGUACCUCCUGAUAUUUGGUAUUUUGAUGAUUUUUUUUGUCUAAAAAUUGGUAUUUGUAGGUCAAAAUGUUUUCUAGCUCGUGUGACGGAACAUAGUAAGUAUAGGUUCACUUUUUCGUAUAGCCCCCACAUAAUGGUACCUCCCGAUAUUCGGUGUUUUCAUCGGAGUAAAUAUCCUUAAAAUCAAAUUUGAACCUUGAAUGUAAAAAUGAAUAUCUCAGAUGGCUAGGGGAUUGCCCGCUACAUAAUAUUUAUUUAAAUUCUGAAUCCUACCAUGACCCCAGCUGUUUCCACAAAUCUUUUGAUUAAACCGAAAACGUGCAUGCAUGGUCGAAUUAGCUCAUUUUGUUAUUUCCCACAGGCUACCUAUUCUUUCAAAUACAUUGCAAAAAAAAAUAAAACGGACGGGAUUCUGUUUUUUUUAUAAAGAAUAUAUAAAGGUGUGGGUUCAUAAACAGCCACAAUGGCAAGCUGCUUAUGUACCCACAGCUUUACAUAUCUGCACCUGCUUCCGUCUUCCUAUUGUCAACCUUCAUUUCUUAAUGCAUUAUUUAUCAUUGAUGACAUUUAACACAUUAUCCGAUACAAGACCGUGCCGACUUAGGAGAUGCAAAUUUUUGAAAUACGCAUCAGCAUGCAAAUCACUAGAUUUAUUUUAAAUUUUGAAGUCAUUGCAUUUUCCGGUAGUUUAUAAAUCGAUGUCAAAACGGUCUCUUCGAAACAAGAGAAAAGAAGAUACAAAUUUUGAAAAUGUCUAUUGCCCAAUUUUAUGCCGGUCAGGAAAUUUUAAUAACCGGAGGAUCAGGUUUCAUUGGCAAAGUUCUGAUAGAAAAGAUUUUGCGCUCCCUACCGGAUGUUGGAAAAGUUUAUAUUUUAUUACGCAGCAAAAAGGGUAAAAAUGCCAGCCAGCGUUUGGAGGAAAUUUUACAAAUUCCAUUGUUUAGACGUGCCAGAGAAGAACAGCCGGAGGCUUUUAAAAAACUAAUAGCCAUAGAUGGUGAUUGCCAGGAAUUGGGUUUGGGAAUAUCGUCCUUAGACAUGGUGAAAAUACGGAAUGUCAACAUAAUAUUUCAUGUGGCAGCAACGGUGCGCUUUGAUGAUGACAUGAGAACAUCAAUAAUUUUGAAUACUCGCGGAACGCAUGAAUUCUUAAAACUUGCUCUAGAUUUACCAAAACUCAAAGCAUUUGUUCAUGUUUCGACUACAUAUUCCCAUCCGGAUUUGAGGGAGGUCGAUGAAAGGAUAUAUGCCCCCUACAUAGACUGGCGUACCGCCAUAAAAAUAGCCGAAACAUAUGAUCAGGAAACCUUAAAUAUGCUUUUACCCAAAUCCUCUCCAGAACAUCCCAAUUCAUAUACACUUUCCAAAAAUAUGGCAGAACACAUUGUCAAGGAGUACAGCCACAAAUUACCCGUGGUAAUAUUUCGUCCUUCUAUAGUGGCUAGUAGCUUUAGGGAACCCUUUCCCGGUUGGAUUGAGAAUUUCAAUGCUCCCGUUGGAAUGGUGAUGGCCUACGGUACUGGUCUGAUGCAUUCCAAUCAUGGUGAUCCGGAUGUUAAACCAGAUAUUAUACCAGUGGAUAUGGUGACAAAGGCACUUCUGGUUACCGGCUAUAAACAUGCGAAGCAGAACGAAAAAGUUCCAAAACUUAGUGGAGAGCUAGAAUUCUACAAUUGUUGUGCAUCAACGCAAAGGUCUUUGACCAUGUCUGACAUAAUUGAUUUGGGCAUAGAAACUGUCUUUGAUAAUCCCUAUGAAAAAUGCAUUUGGCUACCGGCAGGUUCAAUGACAAGAUGUGCCUUUUGGCAUUACCUUCGGUUCUUUGGAUUACAAGUGAUACCGGCUAUUUUGUUAGACGGCCUUAUACGUUUGUCAGGACAUACGCCAGUAUUAAUGCGGCUUCAGAGACGCAUCGAAAGUACCACAAAAGUGCUUAAAGCUUUUACCAACACCGAAUGGCAAUUCAACAAUGAUAAAUUGAAAUCAUUGGAAAAUCUUAUUGGAGAUGAUGAGCGUUCUGUGUUUACAUUUAUGGACUAUUGUUCUGGGGAUAUGCAAAAAUACAUGCGAGAUAUUGUGAAGGAUGCCAAAGAGUUUUUACUCAAAGAAAAUCCCAUUUCUUCGAGUGCCGCUCGUGUACGUGUUAAAAUAUUUUGGUUUUUACACCAUACAAUUCAAUACAUCGGACUAUAUUAUAUUGUAAAAAACUUGUUAAGGUUUCUUUAUAAAAUUAUUGCGAAAUAAA
Musca domestica (house fly) is the source of this 2380-nucleotide messenger RNA. RefSeq names its product putative fatty acyl-CoA reductase CG5065. Gene Ontology annotation, biological process: long-chain fatty-acyl-CoA metabolic process. Gene Ontology annotation, molecular function: alcohol-forming very long-chain fatty acyl-CoA reductase (NADP+) activity. The transcript has 7 exons. Gene Ontology annotation, cellular component: peroxisome. Lineage: Eukaryota; Metazoa; Arthropoda; Insecta; Diptera; Muscidae. The record is from RefSeq and is a predicted model, not a curated record. Bases 886 to 2379 code for a protein of 497 amino acids.